CCAAAGCAAAGGCAACAACAGGCAGCAGCUUGGUUCACUUUUAGAGACAUAAGAGUGGAUUAUACCCCUGAACACAGACAUGGCAGACAUAAAACCAGUCUCUGAGGUGGGAUGUGAUUCACGAAACUUGGAGCAAAUAAACGUCAGCGACACAGACCCAGAAGAAGAAGAAAAGUGCACAUGUGCGGGAGAAGAUUCAAAGGAGACGAGUGAGAAGAUCCCUUCUCUCCAGGAGCUGGAGGAGGUUUUACACUCAGCUCCACGCUCCUGUCGCCACGGAGAUGAGGUUUGGCCAAGCCUGUAUCUGGGGGACAUGUUUAUGUCUCAUGACAAACUCGGGCUGUGGCAGCUGGGCAUCACUCAUGUACUGAACGCAUCUCAUGGAAAACUUUGCUGUAAGGGCAGUGAUGACUUUUAUGGAACUACGGUGAAAUACUACGGCGUCCCAGCCAACGAUUUGCCAACAUUUGACCUUUCACCCUUUUUCUACCCUGCUGCUGAGUUCAUCCAUCAGGCUUUGACAUCAGGAGGGAAGGUGUUUGUUCACUGUGCUGUGGGCGUGAGUCGCUCGGCUGCGCUGGUCCUAGCCUACCUGAUGAUUCAACACCACCUCAGUCUUCUGUCCUCUGUGCGCUGUGUGCAACAGAAACGCUGGAUUUUCCCAAACAGAGGCUUCCUGCGACAGCUCAUAGUCCUGGACAGAAAACUGCAGGACGAAAGACUCUGGUGGUGAAGGGACGGUGGACGCAGUCUGUUGGAAGAGCACUUUGUGUUUGGGGAGAAUGUCAGGGAGC
Messenger RNA from Plectropomus leopardus (leopard coralgrouper), 794 nucleotides. RefSeq names its product dual specificity protein phosphatase 13A-like. Lineage: Eukaryota; Metazoa; Chordata; Actinopteri; Perciformes; Serranidae. The record is from RefSeq and is a predicted model, not a curated record. Gene Ontology annotation, molecular function: MAP kinase phosphatase activity; protein tyrosine/serine/threonine phosphatase activity. Gene Ontology annotation, cellular component: cytoplasm. Gene Ontology annotation, biological process: negative regulation of MAPK cascade; protein dephosphorylation.